Eublepharis macularius is the source of this 1995-nucleotide messenger RNA. RefSeq names its product caspase 9 (gene CASP9). Lineage: Eukaryota; Metazoa; Chordata; Lepidosauria; Squamata; Eublepharidae. The record is from RefSeq and is a predicted model, not a curated record. Bases 39 to 1403 code for a protein of 454 amino acids. The transcript has 11 exons. Gene Ontology annotation, cellular component: cytoplasm. Gene Ontology annotation, biological process: apoptotic process; proteolysis; intrinsic apoptotic signaling pathway in response to DNA damage.
UGCGCUGGGCGUCUCUGCUGGCUGCCUCGCCCGGGGCGAUGGAGGAGGCUCAGCGGCAGGUGCUGCAGCGCUCGCGGGUGCGCCUGGUGAAGGAGCUGCAGGUGGAGCCGCUAUGGGACCUGCUGGUGCACCGGGGGAUCUUCACGCAGGACAUGGUCGAGGAGAUCCAGAGAUGCAGCCCACAAAGGAAGGAUACUCAGAACAUUGACUCACGCAGGAGCAUAAUGGUGGACUCCCCUAUAGACGCUCCCGAAGCAAUAUCUUAUCUUCAGAGAGCAGGUACUCGAAGGGAUCAAGCCAGGCAGUUGAUCACAGACCUGCAGACUCGAGGAAAAGAAGCCCUCCCCACCUUCAUCUGGUGCCUCCGCGAAACUGGACAGAAUGAUCUGGCAGCUUUGCUUGGUGAGGGAUGCAGCCAGCCGCAGUUGCGCCCAGUCAAUAUAGAGCCGAUUGUGAUCCAUUCUUAUGCUGGACGAGUUGACGAAGGUAUUCGGACAAGUGAAUAUUUACCUUCUCCAGCCCAGGAGAGAUUCCGAGAACCGAUUCGUGAAAUUACAGCCACUCAGGGUUCUGUAGCAGAGAGAGAUGCACGGAACCAUGACAUGGUUUAUGCCGUGAAAUCUGACCCCUGUGGGUAUUGCCUUAUUAUCAACAAUGUGAACUUCACCAAAGAGUCUGGCCACGCUGCCCGCAUCGGCUCCGACGUGGACUGCCAGAGACUGGAGAGGCGCUUCAGACGGUUCCGUUUCGAAGUCUUGACUCGACGAGAUCUCAGAGCGCAGGAAAUUGCCCAGGAGCUGCAGAGCCUGGCAAGGCGGGACCACGGAUCUCUCGAUUGCUGUGUGGUUGUAAUCCUUUCCCACGGCUGUCAGACCAGCCACAUUCAGUUCCCUGGUGGGAUCUACGGUGCAGAUGGAAUGCCCAUCGCAGUGGAAAAAAUUGUCAGCUACUUCAAUGGAUCUAACUGCCCAUGCUUAAGGGGGAAGCCCAAACUCUUCUUUAUUCAAGCCUGUGGAGGAAAGCAAAUGGACCGAGGGUUUGAGGUGGAUUCUGAGCCCUCAGUAGAUCAACGACAUGAAAGCACUCUAGAUUCUGAUGCAAGCCCCUUCCAGAUACCCGCGGGAGACCCCGAUGAACCAGAUGCCGUAGCCAGCUUGCCCACCCCUAGUGACAUCUUAGUGUCUUACUCAACUUUUCCAGGUUUUGUGUCCUGGAGGGAUAAACAAAGCGGUUCCUGGUACGUGGAAACCCUAGACCAGAUUCUUGAUCAAUUUGCCCAUUCUGAAGAUCUGCUCACCAUGCUACUGAGGGUGGCAAAUGCCGUUUCUGCAAAAGGGAAGUACAAACAGAUGCCUGGCUGUUUCAACUUCCUCCGCAAAAGGUUCCUCUUCAUGACCGAAUGAUAUCCUGACCUUAGGCGCUCUGUCCGGAGGAAGUAAUUGUUCCAGAAGGGACCCAUGGAAGAUGCUCCAUGCUGGGAUGGUCCAUGAGCUGUGAAAAGAUUCCUCUGUUUCUUGAAGUACAGGAUUCUUCAUUUUGGAGCAGAGUCUUGCGUGGAUCCCAAAAGAAGUGCCUGGAACUUUGUUUGGGUUGAGCCCUCCGCUCCUUGUGCAUGAUUUUUCCUUGGGGGAAUCCUCUACACAUUCUUUGUGUUUUCAGUCUCAACUUUCAUACGGCCAUUCUGCAGAUUUGGCUUUGGAGUUUCUACUGUGCCAACGGCUUUAACCUUGAUCAUGGCUCCCUUCCUGCCCCCUGCCAUCUUGAACCUCAGAAAUUACAGGACUGUGAGGGCGCUCUGCUUUAUUUCUCAGAGGUGACCUUCCCUUCCCCUUUCUCAAACUACGGUUCCCACAUCUGUUUCAGGGAAGCCAUGUCAGUUAAGGCAGCUUAAGACUGCUGUAUAGACAGACACCUGAGUUUAAAAAAUCAGGCAUUUUGACAGGGGAAUUAAUUUUGCAUAUCAUCUCUUGUAGCAUUAAAUAUUCUAUAUUCAUA